This is a messenger RNA of Drosophila persimilis, 1406 nucleotides long. RefSeq names its product lipid droplet-associated hydrolase (gene sturkopf). The coding region runs from base 350 to 1273 and encodes 307 amino acids. Gene Ontology annotation, molecular function: lipase activity. The transcript has 2 exons. NCBI's taxonomy places the organism in Eukaryota, Metazoa, Arthropoda, Insecta, Diptera, Drosophilidae. The record is from RefSeq and is a predicted model, not a curated record. Gene Ontology annotation, biological process: lipid storage. Gene Ontology annotation, cellular component: lipid droplet.
GCAGCGUUGCUAGUGCUGGACAAACCGACCGCCCCGCCGUCCCCGCACACCGAGAACCGCUGACCUUUGUUCGAUUGUCAUAAAAGAUUAGGCGAAAACGGAAUAACGUUAUCACAGAUCAGACGAGAUUAAUCGCGCCAUUUCGUCUGCAUUCAAACCCUCAGUUAACGGACAUUCGUCUGGUGGAUUGCAGCGGUAGUGAGAGACAGAGAGAGAUAGAGAGAGAAAACGCGAAACCGGUUGCCGCAUGUGGACGGAGCUGAGUUUUUGGGGCAGCGCAGGUGUUUGAUUGAUUUUCACCGCAAUUUGCCACGCUAACACAGCCAAAACAGCAAGAGCCUCCGUGAAAAUGCAAGAGGCCUACGUGAACAUCAACUCCAUACCCACCCAUAUACUCACGUGGGGCAGGUGGAUCGAGGAGACGGUCACCGAGAAGGAGCUCGUCAUUUGUAUAACAGGCAACCCGGGGCUCCCGGGCUUCUACACGGAGUUUGCCAGCACCCUGCAGAAGCAAUUGGGUGACCUCCCGGUGUGGGUGAUUGGACACGCGGGCCAUGACGAUCCGCCAGAGGCGAGCAUCCGCGAGGUACCCCAGCUGACAGGCAACGAGGAGAUCUUCAAUCUCGACGGACAGAUCAAACACAAGUUGGCGUUCAUCAAGAAGUACGUGCCCAAAGAUGUGAAGAUCCAUCUAAUCGGACAUUCGAUUGGCGCGUGGAUGAUUCUCCAGAUGCUGGAGGACGAGAGCGUGCGGAGCCGUGUCCAAAAGUGCUACAUGCUCUUCCCCACAGUCGAGCGGAUGAUCGAGUCGCCCAACGGCUGGGUCUUCACCAAGCUCGCCAUGCCCCUGUACUCGGUGUUUGGCUACGUCUUCUUCAAAUUCUUCAAUGCCCUGCCCGUCUGGCUGCGCCUCUUCCUCAUCCAGAUCUACUUUCUCAUCUUCUCCAUACCGCGCUCGUUCCUCGACACCGCCCUCCAGUACUCGAAACCCUCGGUGGCCGAGAAGGUGGUGUUCCUCGCCGAUGAUGAGAUGUGCCGUGUGCGCGGCCUCCAGAAGGAGAUUAUCGAAAGGAAUCUCCAUUUGCUGAAGUUCUAUUACGGCACCACGGAUGGCUGGGUGCCCGUCUCCUACUACGAGCAGCUUAAGAAAGACUAUCCCCAGGUGGACGCCACGCUGGAUGGCCAAAAAAUUGACCAUGCCUUUGUCCUGCGUCACUCGCAGCCGGUGGCAGCGAUUGUCCGGGAAAUGAUCCAGCAGAACCUCAGAAACUGAUGUGCAAUCGAAGCCCCAGGAUCUCUAGUGGGAAUCCUCCUCCACUGGCUUUUUUGUGGCGGCAAAUUCUUUUUAUUAUAAUCUUUGCAACUCUCAAAGGAAACACUAAAUAUAGUCGAAAAUAUCUUAUAAA